Messenger RNA from Harpegnathos saltator (Jerdon's jumping ant), 5597 nucleotides. RefSeq lists its product as uncharacterized. The record is from RefSeq and is a predicted model, not a curated record. The transcript has 8 exons. The coding region runs from base 2703 to 5099 and encodes 798 amino acids. Gene Ontology annotation, molecular function: sequence-specific DNA binding. NCBI's taxonomy places the organism in Eukaryota, Metazoa, Arthropoda, Insecta, Hymenoptera, Formicidae.
GGAAAUAAAAAAGAGUUAGAGAAGGGUCGAAAGAAUGUUUUGACCAAAAUUUCAGAAGGAAUCUUACAAAGUGAAGAAAUACGUCCAAAGAUGAAACAUACAAAGAAGUAACCAAGCAGAAAGAGGAAGAAAGAACAUGCGACGAGAAGAUGAAGAAGAGACGCGAGAAACGGGAGACACGAGACACGAGAUCUCAUGAGGCUCGUGAACAGAGCAGAGCAGAGCAGAGCAGAGCAGAGCGAUAUAGAGCAGAAGGAAGCGAGAGCUGGAUCGACAGCGCCUGGUCACGGCGGUUAGCGCGCGAAAGCGAGGAAGAAGAUCGUCGUCGCGCUCGAGGGGUGGCGAACCCCUAAAGGACCCUCGGUAGCGCGCGGUGACCUCCCUCCGCUUGGCUACCACCCGACGUUCCCCUCGGCGGCCUUCGCGCGCUCUCGACUCCUCUGUUCCUUGCAACCCCGGUCCGCGCGCGCGGCCCCCUCCACGGCGUUCUCGUCAUCCCUGCCGCGACGACACCAGGAGCACGAUCAUUGGUUCACCGGGUUCACGCAGGCACGAGGAGGCAUACGCAGCUGCCACCGGCUGUGGUGGCACCUCUUGCGCUGCGGGACCGAUUGGCGGCGGCCAGUUCCGAGGAGAAGCGGUGCGCGCGCGGGUAGUAGCCGUUGUCGUCGUCACACGCCGCUUCGUCCUCCGCUUCUUUGUGUGGGUACUAACAGCAAAACCCACCCCUCCGCUCUCGCGUAGUUUCCACAGCGUGUACGCGCGCUUCCUUCCGGCGAUCCGCGUUCUCUCUUUCUUUCAUGUACCUCGUCGCCUUCGUAAACUACAACAUCCCCGCGCGCCAAAACCCGACGGUAACGGAAACACUUGCCGCUAUUGCUAUAAAGAGCGACCGCACGCGCGCGCGCGCGCACGCACGAUCGACCUCCCUUCCUACUACGCCGGAUCGCUGGCGUUCUCCAAGCCGCCUCGUGUGCUCCCACGACGCCGGCCGGCUCCGACGGACCAGCAGACACGCGUCCGUCCGUCCAUCCGUCACUCGUUCAACGCCAUCUUGAAGCCGAACGGCGGCCGAAUCAAAACGUCGCCAAGAGCAUACAAGAGGCGACACCUGUCGAGAGCGCUGUCGACAGCGCACACUGCUCGCACGUGGUAGGUCCGCUAGUCCAUGGGUGCACCGAUCCCUUCCCUCGUGCGGCCACGUUCGGUCAUACUACCCUCCUACUAGACUCGUAUUCCAGCCGCCACCACCACCACCACCUCCGCUACCUGCUACCUGCUACUUCCACCAAUAUCUGUUGAGAUAAGACGAAAGCUCCGGUCCGAAAGUAAAAGAGAUCCUGCAUUGAAAACUAUAGGUCGCAACAUUCCCUACCUCCGUAAACUCAUUAAGUAAACCGAUGCCUCCAUUUUGCCACAAAAUAGACUCCACGGUUAUAGUAGGGGGUGCCAGGUAUGGCCAUUGGACUGGCCCUUGGCUCUCCGGUGGUUGUAACCUUCGUACCAGCGGCUUGACUUCACAUUUCGCCUUGAGAUCACGCCGUGGUUACAAGCUCAGUAGUCUCAAACGACUCUGCGAUCAACGACACGGAAGAGGACUUCGAAGCACUCCCCAGUUCUCGUCGACGCGCAAAGAACAAACGGCGGCGCACAACGCUCCCGCGCUCAACGUUCGUAGUGGCUUAGAAGCACGUUCUUAUUAACAUCUACUAGUUGUUCACCGGUCCUCUCGGAUCGCAACGUCCGUCUUCCGACUUUCAAGCAAGAAGAGCAAACGUUAGCGGUACGUAAUCACGUAUCCAGCAACGGAACCAGUAACGCAUCCCUAUCGAACCGGACGGGAAUGUAUCCCGUCCUCGAGGAAAUAUCAUCGCUCAAGCAUCAACAUCGAGGAGGCUCGUUGUGUUCGCGGCGACGGUGACACCGGUGACGUUCGAUUUUCUAAUCUCGGAGAUUCUUUGUUCACCAGUGGGAACAUACGCCCUAACACGUGGUACGUGGCGAUAUAACCGUCUUGCAUCGCGCGUACAGUAAGCGCUACCAGGAUCUCUCAGUCGUCAAUUGCGCGACGCGUCCACGCACGUGAGUGAAAACGACGAGCAAUCUUCGGAGCAAACACACUUAUUACCAGCGAUAAGCCGCCAGCGUUUCCAACACGAAGGGAAGGAAGAGGAAAGAAGAAGGUAUCGAUCAGUGGCUGGUAUCACCUCUAUCUAGAGGUACCAUCUGGAGGACCAUCGGGAGGGAGUGUCGUGACGACUGGCAUCGGCUCGCUGGUGACACCGUGCAGGUGAUAGACAGGAACGGGCAGGAGCCAGGAGGCAGAGGAGAAUUCGUUAUAUCGGGAUCGCUCAAGAUCCAUCAGCGACGUGCGGCGGACGACGACGGGCUCGACGGGACGACAGCUGGACGAACGGAAGAAGGAGAGAAGAGAGGACGGACAGCUCUCUUAUCACGCACCAGCUCGUACGUUCCGAGCAGAGUCGGUCGGGCACGGGAGAAGGUCAUAGGAAGCGUCGUUCUUCCCGCUCGCGUUCGUACUCCCUACGGCGCGUGACGCGCGCGCUCCUCUCGUCUCUCGGGUGUGCGUGGCGGCUCUCAUCGCUCUCGCUCUCUCGCCUCUCGCGCUGCAUCGCCUCCGCUCUAUCGCUCCCUCCGCCAGAUACUCUCGUGACCGGCCGUUCUAGAGGGAGAAGGUUAGGAUGCCGCAGUGCGCUGUUUAUGCGUGCGGCAACAGUCACCGGCGGACUCGCGGCCAUCCCGUCCACUACCAUCGCUUCCCGCAGGACCCGGAGAUACGCAAGAAAUGGAUAGAAGCGUGCAACCGCAAGCCGUCAGCAAACGGCGAGCCGCCGUUCAAUAUCUCCACCGCGCGCAUCUGUUCCCGACACUUCACCAAAGACUGCUAUGAGCCUACAGAAAGCGGAAAGACGCCCAUCAGGCUGCGCCGUAACGUCGUGCCGACGCUCAAUCUGAGGUCCGACGACGAGUCGUCCAGGGAGACUUCCCCGGAAAAGGAGAACAAGGAGUUCGUGAAUGAACUACUUCGAAACGCGGAGAUAGCGGCUGGCGGCCAGAACGAGCCGAGCUGCAGUAAGCAGGUGAUGGAAGAUGCCAAUGGUCCCGAAGCGCGACCGGAGCGACAACCGAUGCGACAACCGACGCGACAGCUUGAACGGAAUCUUUCGCAACGUAGUCAAGGGCUGCGCAGAAGACCUAGAAGAAUAACUAAUGUGCCCAAGAAAAAGUACGUUUUCUUUUACCAGCUUGGUCUCAUGCCUACACGCCUGAACAAGAUGCACGCGAUGGAGAGUGCCAGCGGAAACGGGAAGAAUGUGGACGCGGCGGAGAACGCGCCAAGUACGUCACCGAAGGUGCCCCAAAGCCAGCAGAACGGUGCUGCUCUGCCUGAGGAGACUGCCGCAUCGCCGUCGGCGUUGGAUUACGGUCGUGUAAAGAUCGAGAAGGAAGCACAUCAGAACGUUAAGAUCAAUAAGAAGAGCUUCCCGAUCACAAGCACGCCGAUAGCGAGUACUUCGCAGCAGAAGUCCGGCUCGUCGCGUCUUGUCAGGUCGAAGUCGGCCGAAAUCGUCGGCAAGAAACGGAAGUCCCCGAAUGGGCAACAAGACUCCACGAACGGUCCUCCCAAGCCAAAAAAGACUUGCUGCACAUACGAGGAACGGGAAAGCUCCAUUAAGAGUCUUGUCGGCGAGGAGAAAACGGUCGACGCUUUGGAGAUAAGAGAAAAUGAGUUGCUUCAACGGAUGCAGUUUCUCGAGAAAUUGGCACGAGAUAAGGAAAAGGAAUGGAAUCAGAUCCUGUACACGAGAAAACUGACGGAAGAAGCGUACGUGAGGCUCCAGAGAAAGAGGCAAAUGAUGAGACUCACGAAUAGCGGGACUCAACCGGAGGACGUGCCGCCCACCAGCUUGGAAGCACGAUGGAUGAAUAGCGACGGAACAUCGAGGGACACUGUAUCGAGAGAGAGGUCCUUCGAAUUUAAAAGCGAACUUUCUGAGGAAAGUUCUCUAAACGCGUCAUCCACCAAAAAGCAAAACGUCGCGAAGGUUGGCUCGCAGCGGCAGACUGCUUCCUCGAAAAGCAGUGGGGAAAACAGCCGCAAGCAGAACGAGACAUCGAGCCCGGAAACCCGCCAGCUCGGCGAAGGUCGUCAAGGUGCGAGGGUAGAAGUGACUUCCAUAAUCGCCAAUCACAGGAAGAUGUUUCCAGAUCCGGCGCCAAAGAGGGGGCGAAGGACGAGGAAUUCGGUGAACGUUAAUUUGACUGCUGGCGGUGCUAUGGUUGAAACAGGACAUAACGCAGAUUCGAGACCAUCGAGCACAGAUUCCUGCAAGAGUAACCCGAGCGCAACAGAGUGCCAAAAUACCGUGAACUUUAGAGAAAUGGUAUACCAAUUCAACAGGUUGUCUCAACAUCAAGGUGAGCCAGCCAGACCAUCGCAAAAUUAUCCGGAUGUGACGCUUCAACCUGUGCCGUCAGGACACAACGCUUCUCCCGUGCCUGAGAACACCAUUGCGCCUUCACGCUCGCUUCUUCAUGGUAUCCUGACGAACAAUACAUCAUCCAGGCCAAACAACUUUCCGCUUACUUUGGCUAAAUUGCUCACGGCACCUGAAAGAGAAAGGAACUCUCCAGCAGCAGCAGCGGCAGCGGCGGCAACGGCAGCUGCGACGACGCCGAUGGUGCCUAUGUCACAACAAACGGCUGGCACCCAGCACCUUCUACAGGCAUACCAAGGAUCUAGUCUGGGUUCCAUAAGCGAGCUACUGUCUUCCUCCACGGCUCGCACGGAGAUAACCAUAACUCCUGUUGUCAAUACACCUCCGCAGUCCCACUCCAACAAUGUAAUUAAUGUUGAUGACGUAGAAGAAGAUACUGCAGCAAGUGAUGAUAGAGAUGGCAAGUAUUCAAUGAGCGGAAGAGACGCUAGAGAAGAUCGCGACAACCCCCCGCGAUGUCAAGGUUGUCAUCAACGAGCCGCGCAAUUUGUCUGCGCUGGAUGUGCAAACCAAUGGUAUUGCAGUCGCGAAUGUCAGGUGGCCUCGUGGGAUGAACACUCCGAGAUCUGCUCCGGUUAACGGCGACAUGAUAUUUAAUGCGCGCACAACCGAAGAAGAAUCUAGUCAAGGCUAUAAUCUACAUUCAGCGACACAGAGCUGCAGAUAGCCGAAGGUGAUGGCGCGUAUUUUUAAGACUCCUGACUACGUAUGAAUAAACGUACGUAUAAAACGCGAGGAGGGUGCGGUUUAUUUUACGAUGCAGCACGAUUGCCAAAUUACUGGCUGCUCUCAACGACCAUCCGUGAGGGUAGAUUCGAAGCCUCGGGCCUUACUUAUGAAAACGAGAGAGCUCGAGUCAAAGUGUCGUAUUGCAUUAUCGUAAAUAUCCUUAUUAAUUUAAUACCGGGCAGAUCCUCGUCAAAACGAAUAGAUGUCGUCCUGCUGGAUCGAAGCAUUUACUUCUCGGACAGCGGAUACGGGUCCAUCUGGAUCUAUAACAAAGAAUACACGACUGUAUAUUUUAUAAAAUAAGCUGCGUGCUAGGUUAGAUUUUAAUCUUAUAGUAUAUACAUACAC